Messenger RNA from Styela clava, 4026 nucleotides. Its product is annotated as interferon regulatory factor 2-binding protein-like B. Gene Ontology annotation, cellular component: nucleus. Gene Ontology annotation, molecular function: transcription corepressor activity. The record is from RefSeq and is a predicted model, not a curated record. NCBI's taxonomy places the organism in Eukaryota, Metazoa, Chordata, Ascidiacea, Stolidobranchia, Styelidae. Gene Ontology annotation, biological process: regulation of transcription by RNA polymerase II.
AAAAGCGGGCGUGAACACUAGGAUAAUAUUGUUUCUUUCUCCCAUGUUGUAUUACGUUGCAUAUUAUCUCUCGUAUUCAGUGGUUUAACCAUCGAGCCCAAUCAGACCUCGCCGUCCGCGAUCGCUCUCUCGACUGCGCCUUUUUUCUGGGCGUCCUUCCUCCCGACGGCUACGUCAUGACAAAUACCGCAGAUUCUUCGCGUGCGAAACAGACGAGUUGUAGCCUUCGUCGGGCGAGGUGUCGCUGGGAACCUUAGCGUCGAUUGAGUUUGUGCAUUAGGUACAACGCCGGGUUGCUUCAAUAUAUCAAUGCAACCAAUAUAGUUACUGCAUUUAUGCAUAAUAUUAGGCGCAGCAUGAAGCAUUGUGUGAGUAACCUAUGAUUAGUACAUCGUUCCUAGUAACGUAGUAUCAUAAAUUACGUUGAGUCAAUUCACGUAAACUAUUCCAAUACGUGUGUGAGCUUCAAUUAGCUGUUAUAUAAUUUACUGCAUUGAAAGUUGCAUUCAUAAGCAAAGGUGCUUAGGUUGAGUUAGCUUCGACUGUCGCGGUGUUGACAGUUGAUUAUAAAAAUCUAAUAUAUUUUUGUAUUUCGAAUUUCAUUUUUGCAGUGCUCUAUGAAUAUUUAUAUGAUCAAAUUUUCGAGAUUUAUAUGCCUGUUUUGCGCAAGCGGUAUCCCGCAAAGGGUCUUCCGCAUAUAAACGAGAAUAAUCAAACCAAAAGUGACAUAACACCACAGGAAAGUGCUGGGCAAUCAACCCGAAGAACCAUGGCUGCAACUCAAGGAAGUUCCAGGCCAUCAAGGCAGCAUUGCUACCUUUGUGAUCUUCCAAGGAUGCCUUGGGCAAUGGUUUUCGAUUUUACUGAGCCGGUUUGCCGUGGCUGUGUGAACUAUGAAGGACCGGACAGGAUCGAGUCUGUUUUAGACAGCGCGCGGCAACAAAAGCACGCUCACCAGGCGUAUCGACGCGGCGGAUCCUCGGCCCACGAUCACUCGGCGUCAUCAGUAAAUGGAUCACACUAUCCGCCAACGCACCAAUCAGGUAGUAGACGUUCGCCUUCACACAAAUCUGGCGUUAAAGUUGAACACAGCAACAAUCACUCUAGUGAUGUACAUCGAUUAGAUCGUUAUCACGUACCCUCUCAUGAAUCUAAAAGCGGGGUGACAUUGUAUGGACAUCAACACAACUCUAACUCAAGCAACUCCCACAAGAGUAUACUGAACGGGAUUUCCCAUUAUCAGCAGGUAAAAGACGAUGAUACUCCUGUUUCCAUUUCAAGCAGACGCGGUUCCUUACCAGUCUCUCUUGCUGGAGCUUCGACUCACGUUCUACCAAACGGUUGCAUCAUCGGCAGUCCCGGGAUCAUGCCCGGUCACCCAGGUAGAUUGUCGCUCAUUCCCGAAUACGUGAACACGUCUGUUGCGGCUAGACAUAAUAGCACCGGUCCGCUUAGUGCAAAGAUCCCAUCAGAGUCACACAGUCGUCACCACAGUGUGUCGCACUACAGCUACGCAUUGCAUGACGAAAAGGCAACGCUCGUGAGGGAGGCAGUUCACACUUUAAACCAAUGCACCCCAUUCGAAGUCCGAUUCAAAAAGGACCACGAUUUGCGUGGAAGAGUGAUCACUUUCGACGCACCCUAUAAGCCAGGUACCGAUUACGAGAUGAAAGUCUACAUCGAAUACCCUGUAGGAUCUGGAAAUGUUUACACCAGCGCAUCGGGUGUUGCGAAGCAAAUGUUUCAGGACACUCGUAAAGAUAUGGGAAAAGGAACCUUGAGUUCAGGAUUCAAGUACAUUGAGUACGAAAUGAAACACGGAUCUGGAGAUUGGCGAUUGCUAGGCGACCUCUUACCGGAUGGCACCCGCUCAUUCAGAGAACCAAUACCUCGUGAUGCACUUCCAACGCCUUUCCAGGAUCCCCUUUAUCCAGAAAUUCCCACAACCGCCACACAUCAACUAACUAGCCCCACAUAUAUGUCGAUAAAAGGAACACCGUAUUUUCCUCGUAAUAAUAAACGAAAAUUAUCUCCUGAUUCUGCUGACAAUGAUGCUCCAAGCAACAAAAUGGUUUACGAUAUGAGUGCCGUUACCUCCAGUAUCGCGAGCAGAAUAUCUCUCACACAGGCCGAUGCCUUAUCGAAACUCAUCCUACCAGGUGCUAUCAGUUACGGUAUGAUGCAACAGCAACAUGCAUUGGCAACAAGUUCAGCUUCGCCUACGUCGUUGAAAAGUUCUGCGGCUAUGCUUGUUCCUGGACGAUCGAUCACUUCGGUUCCACAAAGCAUCCAUUCGGAACCGCGAGGUCACAGCGUAAGCGAUGGCCCUCAAAGUCCAUCAUCAACUCACUCAGCUGCACCAAGCAGUCAAAGCGUGACAUCGCCGACAGAGACGAAACGAGUACCGACCAGUCCGUUGAAUGGUACUCAAGCUCACCGCACAAAUAGCAACGGUAGCAACGCCAGCGGAUCUUCUUUGUCUCAAAACCCAGACUCUUCGACGCAUCACCAUCCACUUCAGCAAGCACCAUCUGUGCCGAGCGUGACCUCACCUACUGGAGUUCACGGACCUACGCCUCCAGUGACACCAAGUGAAGUAAACAACAAUAGCAGUAACAACCGAGUUAGAGUCCGCACAUCAAGUAGUACCAGUAGCAACGAAAGCGGAGCCAAUGCCAAUCCCAAAUCUGCUAGUCCGAAACAAGCAUCCACGGUACCCACAACACCCACGUCCAGUAUGCCAUUACCUGGUACCACAACCAUUGGUGUGACAAUGCCGCCUCUCAAUUGCGCUCUUUGUCACGGACGGCUCGAAGACACACAUUUUGUGCAGUGUCCAUCACAAGGUGCUCACAAGUUUUGCUUUCCCUGCUCUAGAAGCAGUAUUAAGGACCAAACCGCUAGAGGCGGCGAAGUGUAUUGUCCAAGUGGCCUAAAAUGCCCGUUAGUCGGAUCCAACGUACCAUGGGCCUUUAUGAAAGGCGAAAUUUCCACUAUAUUGAAGGGGGAAAUAAAAGUCAAAAAAGAGGUAGAACAGGAAACAUAAACUGAAAUGUUUUCUAAAAUUGCAUCACGGUGCAAAGGACUAUUAACCUCUUGUCCUGCGAAAUGUUGCGUUGAACUGCGCCUCGUGGACGCUUUAAAGAUGUGCAGAGUGGCAUCAUGUACGUGCCAUGAUACCGAAAUUGUGCUAAAAACUAUGUGCUAUCUAUCAAUCAAUUUAUUUGCCAAGGAGCGCCAUUCGAAACUAUCAAACUCAACCAAUUCCUCAGUUUAAACCUGAUUGCAAUGUUCAACGUUUCAUGAUAGAAAUUUACUAUAAAUUUACGUCUAGAACAUGUCUUCGAGAUGAGGGUUUUAAGUAUGGCCUGUUUGAAUAAUAUAGCAGUGUGUUUUUACAAUAACAGUUCUCAUGUCGUUUCAAAAGUUACUCGAAUAGCCAUCAGUCUCCUAUUUCAAUGAUUACGAUCUCGUUCGAAUAUCGAUUUAUACAAAUGAAAGUGAAUCGUUUCAAAUUUAGAUUUUCGACCAAGUUCCAGUUUUUGCUCGUAUAUUUUUUUGUUUAUUUAAAAAUAGAUUUUGAUUUCCCAGAAAUUUUAUUAUUGAAAUGAUAAUAUUUUCAACACUUUUGAAUUUUGUUUCAUCUUCUUUUUUUCGAAAAAUGUCGUUUUAGGAAUGGGUUUUAGCAACCCUUGGGUGCUGAUAUUUGAAUUUAUUGUUGUAUGUACUCGUUGUAUUCUGUUUCAAAAAUAAUUUUCUGAUACAUUUGAAAGAAUUUAGCGCUGUUGAACCGCAAAAAUUUUGUCUAGAAAACAGGAAUUUUUCUUUUCUCAUUACUCGGUUUGUUAUUCGUUCCAAACCCACGUUGACCGUGCGGUUUCGGCAAUGGAAUUAUUCAGUUGUUCUUGUUCUUUUUGUUGUUAUUGUUUUUUUGUCGGUGUGUUAUUCUCUUGUUUCUUUACCCGGCUCACGUUUUCGCUCCUUUUUUUAGUUACUGGAGUUCAAAUAUAAAUACACAGAAAUAUA